AUGUCCAAAUCAAUCGUCAACAGAAACCCCUACCCCUUCGCCUUCACCACCGGCGGGCCCAUCACAACCUCCUCCUCCACUCCCACUGACCCCUCUUCUCCCUCCCCUACCCAUUCAACCUCUUCCCCCUCCGGCCCCAUAACCCUAACCCUGCCCAACACCCGCGGCGCCAUCCCCUCAAUAGCAGCAACCCGCCUCCGCGCCCUAAUCCACGAAGCCAGCGCCUCCCCCGACAAGAUCCUCGCCUUGGUCUGCAGCUACGACGGGCUCUCGUCGAAACUCUGCCUCGAAGCCGGAUUCCCCGCGCUGUUCCUCAAUGGCUACGCAAUGGCGGCGUCCAUGGGGCUGCCGGAUACGGGGUACAUUGCGUUUCAAGAGGUGGUGCAGCGUGUGCAGGAGGUAGUCCGUGUUGUCAAGGACGUGCCGAUUAUUGUAGAUGGGGAUACGGGGUAUGGCGGGCCGAUGAAUGUUAGGAGGUGUGUUGAGGGGUUCGCUCGCGCAGGCGCCGCAGGCGUCAUGAUCGAGGACCAGACGUGGCCGAAACGCUGCGGCCACACCCAAGGCAAAUCCGUCGUCUCGCUCCCAGAAGCCCUCGCCCGAUGGCGCGCGGCCGUCGACGCGCGCAACAAUGGGCUCGACAUCUGGAUCCUCGCGCGCACCGACAGCCUAAUCCACGGGUACGACGAAGCGCUCACACGCGCGCGCGCCGCAAUCGCGCUCGGCGUCGACUGCAUCUUCGUCGAGGCGCUCCCCGACCGCGCGACCAUGCGCCGCCUCGUCGCGGACCUCGACGGGUUCCCGCUCAUGGCGAAUCUCAUCGAGGGCGGGCGCACGGAGAUGCUGUCUGCGGCGGAUCUGGCGGGCUUGGGGUAUGCGCUUGUGACGUAUCCGUGGACGCUUGUUGCGGCGCGGUUGAGGAGUGUGCGGGAGGCGUUGGAGGGGAUCAAGGGGGGGUUUUUGGAUGGGAAGCCCGAGGUUAUUCUGGGGUAUGGGGAGGUUUGUGAGGGCGUGGGGUUUACCGAGUAUUAUGCGAUGGAGGAGAGGUAUACCUUUGAGGGGGCGGUUAAUGGGAGUAAGGGGUUUCGGUUUGAGGAGUAG
Aspergillus calidoustus is the source of this 1098-nucleotide messenger RNA. The record is from the annotation of a GenBank genome assembly. Lineage: Eukaryota; Fungi; Ascomycota; Eurotiomycetes; Eurotiales; Aspergillaceae.